Molecule: messenger RNA, 1734 nt
Organism: Tilletiopsis washingtonensis
Lineage: Eukaryota; Fungi; Basidiomycota; Exobasidiomycetes; Entylomatales
Exons: 4
Coding region: 76-1659 (527 amino acids)
Source: RefSeq, a predicted model, not a curated record
CGUGCGGCGGGUCUCUCCUUCGUGGCAUCCGGGAGGCUUCCAUGCGUCGACGAGCUUGCGGAGCUGCAGCGGUGCAUGUGGCUGGCGUUGGUACGACAGCGCGGCAGGCAUGCGCGGGGCCAGAAAGAGCCGGCCACCAGUCAUCUCCUCGUCGCCUCAUCGCCACUUCUCCUCUCCGGCCCCAGCACUAUGCGCUAUCUGCCCUUCCUCCUGGCGGCGCUGCCGCUCGUGACGGCGCUGCCGGCCACGACCGAGCUCGACGCCCGAGCCCUCGGCGACCGGUGCACCAAGUCGAGCCAGUGCGGCUCGCCAAACAGCUUCUGCAAUCGCCGCCGCUGCGACAGUCGAAAGAAGCUGGGGUCUUUCUGCUACAAACAGACCGCCUGCAUCUCGAAUGCGUGCACAAACGAGCGCUGCGUCGAAGGUGCCGUGCUCACGCUGGGCGAGCGGUGCGAGACGAGCAAGUCAUGCGGCAGCGGCUACUGCGGCCGCUCGAAGUGCGCAGUGCCGCAGCCGGUGGGCGCAGCGUGCUACAAACCGGCUGGCUGCCUGUCUGGCAUCUGCACCGCCGGCGCAUGCGCCGCCCCUCUCGCACCUGAGCCAAAGCCUGAGCCGCUUCCCGAGCCGAAGCCUGAGCCGGUCCCGGAGCUGACGCCCGAGCCGACGCCUGAGCCGCCUUUCAUCGACACCACGGGGUGCUUCGGUGGUGCGGUCAUGCCUGCGGACCCGAACGAUCUGAAUGUGUGCAAGUCUUGCAAGUGCGAGUACCGCACGGCACAGGACUACCGUCCCGGCGAGGGCGAGUCCGCCAGCAAGCCUUCGCUGGUGGUCUGCCGCUACGACGGCUCGAGCCGCGUCUAUCCAGACACCUUCACCAUGCCGAUCAAGGUGACCGAGGGCCAGAAGCGAUCGCAACAAGGUAGCUCGAACUUGGGCUUCUACAUGCAGGGCGGCAGGGGCGGCGGUGCCGGGAAAACGGGAGGCAUCGGCGCCUACGCCGAGGGCGUGGCGGGCUCGAACGUCGGGAUCGAUCUCGCCAAGGGCACGGUCUUUGACAUCUACGUGGGGACCGCCGGAAAAACUGGCUCAGGCGUUGCGAUGGACGGCUCGGUUGCUGCUGGCGGACGCGGCGGCGGCGGCAAGGCAACCGGCGGCGGCAGCGGAGGCGGCGGCGCCACGUGGGUGACGCUCCACGACGCCACCACGUACGACGACAUUCUCUUCCUGGCUGGCGGCGGCGGCGGUGCCGGUGCAGAUGCCUCUGCCAGCGCCACCACGACCAAGGCUGCCUGGGGUGGCCGCGGUGACGGACAGUGUGUUGAGACCGCAACGGCCAUGGAAGACUGCGAAAACCGCAACAUGGUGGGAUACGGCGAUAUGACCAAAACCCCUCCGAAACUGGACACCUACCCGGCUAGCGCUGGCUCCGUGCUGGGCGCCGAAGGCAAGUCAGGCGGCGGCGGCGGCGGUGCAGGGUGGGCAAAAAGCACGCCCGGCGGAGGCCUCGGCGGAGGCAGUGGCUUCUCUGGAGGCUCGGGCGGCAAGGAGAAGCGCAACUACGGCUACGACCUCAGAGGCUUCGAGUUGACCACGACUCCCGCUGACGGCAACGGCGCUGCGUACGUGUACUUUGGCUGCACCAAUCUUGGCCAGAGAUGAGGGCAGCUCGCCCAGCUCUAGGUCCCUCCUUCGCUCACGAAUCUAGCUAUGCGCUGCGUCCCGUGUUCUGCAUCC